Sclerotinia sclerotiorum 1980 UF-70 is the source of this 189-nucleotide messenger RNA. RefSeq lists its product with no specific name. The coding region runs from base 1 to 189 and encodes 62 amino acids. The transcript has a single exon. The record is from RefSeq and is a predicted model, not a curated record. Lineage: Eukaryota; Fungi; Ascomycota; Leotiomycetes; Helotiales; Sclerotiniaceae.
AUGAAACUGAGAAUGUACAAGGAUGUAUACCGCUGCGAGAUUCCGAAAUGGGGAGAAGUGCUUCAUGAGGACGACGUUGAACCACACGCUGAAGUAUAUACGGAGAACUGCAAGAGGAAGACUGAGUUGAAUGAUUCGUGGGUUAUUGCAUACGGUAUCACGGGUACGUUGGUAAAAGUAUCCGGUUGA